Drosophila biarmipes is the source of this 5484-nucleotide messenger RNA. RefSeq lists its product as uncharacterized. Lineage: Eukaryota; Metazoa; Arthropoda; Insecta; Diptera; Drosophilidae. The coding region runs from base 154 to 5379 and encodes 1741 amino acids. The transcript is spliced from 9 exons. The record is from RefSeq and is a predicted model, not a curated record. Gene Ontology annotation, molecular function: calcium ion binding.
UGCGUUUUCUAAAACAAAAAUUAUCUUGGAUUUAUUCUCCUUAAAACUGCGGACAUAUAUUUAGAGACGGAUUGCUUAUUUUAAGUCAUCUGAAGUGAGAGUGGAAAGGUGUGAGGAAGCUGUUCUAUAAGGAUCGUUCUAUAGCGCUCCAGAAUGUGGGCGGCGAAAUAUGUUUUAUGCGCGCUGGCAUGCGUUGCAUUUGCUUCAGCUUCUCCAAGAUCUGAGCGUAGAAGGAAAAACAUCUUGAGUAUUCCCGAGGAGCAGAAAGUGCCUCCGUCCUUGGCUCCUACUUUAGACAUGAGCUGCUCCGAAGCCAGGAUUCUUGCCCCGGAGAUUAAUCAUGGCAAGGUGAUCCAAUACGAUCGUCGUCGAAGGGGCAAAAAGGUUUUCCUGGUGGCCUUUUACACCUGCGAUGAGAGCUACGAAUUCGAAAACGAGAACACCGAAAUGUUUUGCUCGAACCAAAAGUGGGUGGGUGAGAUUCCAACCUGUAUUCCCCAGCCGGACUAUUCAGAGCCCGAGGAUGAGGCUGAGGAAGAUGAAUUGGAAGAGUACGAGACGGUGCCCAUUGAAGAGUUCGAGGAAAGUGAAAAUGAUAUAGAGUCGGACGAUAAUGAUAGGGAACCACCACCGCCUCCACCGCCACCGGUUAAGGAAGCCGAUCCCGCACCGGAACCAGAUAUCGUUAUUAAUAUUAAUGAAGACAAAACAGAACUUCCCCAAGACCGCGCUCCCCAGCAAUCUGAGAACGAUUCCUUUAUAGAAAUCGAGCCCGAGGCCAAAGAAGUGCCUAACUCCCCGAGCGAAGUACCCAACCCCAGCAGUACAUCCGAUAGGCCCACUAAAGAUCGCUAUGAGCCAACCUUGUUGGAUACCAAUUGCGGAAAAGACAAUGGUGGAUGUGCCCAAAUUUGCAAGAGGUUGCUCUAUCCCGAUGAGAACCAACCCAUAAAGCAGUGUGAUUGUCGAGAGGGUUACACCCUGGAUCCCAAGGAUUAUGUCAGCUGUAUUGAUAUCGACGAAUGUCAGGAGUCGAACGGUGGGUGUUCGGAAAUUUGCGAAAACAUGCCUGGAGAAUAUAAGUGCAGUUGCCAAGCUGGUUAUUACAUAGAUGCUUCUGGAAAAACUUGUGUGGACAUCGAUGAAUGCGCCAAUCCUGAGCUGUCGUCGGACUGCCAAGGUGAUUGCGAGAAUCUUCCCGGCUCUUAUCGCUGUGUGGAGCCACUGGUAGAAAAAGUGGAAACACUCAACUCCACUGAAGUGGUGGAGAGCCCUGUCGUGGAGGACAAUAGUACUCCGUUGAUAACUGUCGUAGAGCCCCCUCCUAAGAAGGUGUGUAAUCCUGGCUUUCAACUUUCCGCCGAUGGUACUGAAUGUCAGGAUAUCGACGAGUGUGAGUUGAGGGUUCCCGGGGGCCGAGGAGUCUGUGAGCAGAAUUGCGAGAAUACUAUCGGAUCCUUCCGCUGCUCCUGCAGUGAGGGAUAUCAACUCUCUGAGGACGAGCACUCCUGCUCCUUGCCGGAAGACCCCUGCAUCGGCAAGUGCUUGCCGGGAAGCUGUUUGGCCAGCGAAGAUAGCACCAGCUUCAGUUGCAUCUGUCCCGCUGGCUACCGAAGUGAGAACUCCGGUUGCCAGGACAUUGACGAGUGUGCCGAGGAUACCCACCUGUGCAGUCAUAGCUGCCAGAACACCCCGGGUGGCUACGAGUGCCUGUGCCCCGAGGGACUCAACCUGGUCGAGGAGUACACCUGUCUGGCCGAAAAUCUCUGCGAGGUGAACAACAAUGGCUGCGAGCAGAUCUGCCUGAGUGGCCGAGGAGGAGCUUGCGCCUGCCGCGAGGGAUUUCAGCUUAAGCCCAAUGGCAAGAGCUGUGAGGAUGUCGACGAGUGCCUGGUGGACAACGGAGGCUGCCAGCAGGUGUGCCGCAAUUCUCCUGGUUCGUAUGGGUGCUUCUGUGCCGCGGGCUAUGAGCUUCGCAAGCUGCACGGCUUCCGUAACCAUUGCUUCGACAUCGACGAGUGCUCGCGGGGAACUCAUGGGUGCAGCGACCAAAAGCUUUGCGAGAACCUCAACGGUUCGUACACCUGCCUGUGCCCAACUGGCUAUGCCCUGGGCGUGGAUAACCACAUCGCCGCCACGCCUAACACCUCAUUCACCCAUGACUCCAUCUCAUUGAAAUCCCCAUCAUCACCCUCAUGCUUGGACAUCGACGAGUGCUCCUUGGCCAAUGGGAACUGCUCUCAUUUUUGCCAAAAUGAGCCUGGGGGCUUCAAGUGUCUCUGUCCCUUCGGCCAUGCCCUCUCGGAGGACAUGCACACCUGCGAGGACAUCAACGAGUGUCGCGAUGAUAAUGGCCAGUGCUCACAGCUCUGCCUGAAUCAGCCGGGGGGAUUUUCCUGCGCUUGCGAUGCGGGCUACGAGCUUACCCCCGAUGGAUUCGGUUGCUCCGACAUUGACGAGUGCUCGCAGGACUAUGGCAACUGUAGCGACAUCUGCAUCAAUCUUCUAGGUUCCUUCACGUGUGCCUGCGAAAGGGGCUACGAGCUGGGCAGGGACAAGAGGUCCUGCCACGACGUGGACGAGUGCGCGGGAAUCUUUUCCGGCGGAUGCUCCCACGAGUGCAUCAACAAGGCGGGCACAUACGAGUGCGCCUGUCCCCUGGGCUACACCCUCAAAGAGGACGGCCGCACUUGUCGUCCCGUCCUGGUGGGUUGUCCCCCGGGCACUAAGCGCUCCUCCGAGGGCUGUGCUCCCAUCAAAUGUGAGGCUGGUUUUGCCGUGGGAUUGGACGACGAGUGCGAGGACAUCGACGAGUGCCUGAAGAACAACGGUGGGUGUUCGCAUCGCUGCACGAACAGCGAGGGUUCGUUCAAGUGCAGCUGUCCACCGGGCUAUGAAUUGGAUACUGAUGAAAUGACUUGCGUAGACAUUGAUGAGUGUGACCCGAGCAAAAACAGUUGUAGCGCAGGAAAGUGUGUUAAUGAGAUCGGAGGCUUCCGUUGCGAGUUCCCCGAGUACCCCAAAUUGCCGGAUAUUCCCGAGUGGCAUGAGGAGCCCAAGACGGAGUCCAAGACGCCCGAGUUUAUCGAUUUGAACGACUUGUCUAGGAACCUUCCUGAAACGCCCAAAAGAAAUUUCCCUGACUUUCCUGAGUACCCCAAAUUGGACCUUCCCAAGUGGCCUGAGAUGCCCAAGACGGAGUUCAAGAAGCCCGAGUAUCCCGAUUUGAACGACUUGUCUAGGAACCUUCCUGAAACGCCCAAAAGAAAUUUCCCUGACUUUCCUGAGUACCCCAAAUUGGACCUUCCCAAGUGGCCUGAGGUGCCCAAGACGGAGUUCAAGAAGCCCGAGUAUCCCGAUUUCAACGACUUGUCUAAGAACAUACCUGAAACGCCCAAGAGGAAACGCCCAGAGUUUCCCGAGUUGCCUGAGUGGCCCCGACGAGAGCUUCCAAGGCUCCCUCCCCUUGAUGACUUACCCACACCAGAAACACCCGUCCCUGUGCUUCCAGAGUUGCCACAGAGCCCCACGGAUAAUCAGCUUCAGCCCACGGAUCAGUCUAACCACCUACCUGAAGCACCCGAGUAUCCCGUUGUGCCGGAGAGCAAAUUCCCAGACUUGCCUGAGUGGCCACGAGCAGAGGUGCCAAGGCCUAUUGAUGAUUUACCCACACCAAGAACACCAGUCGCUAAGCCUUCUGAGCUGCCCCCACGUCCCAGGGUUAAUGAGUUGCAGCCCAGGGAUCUGUGCCCUCGAUUCCAGGCACCACGUAAUGGCAGGUCCCAAUGUAACAGGUAUCGCCAUAAGGCAAAGAACUUCUACUUCAGUCGCUGCCGGGUGUCCUGCAAUCGGGGAUAUGUCCUUCGCGGCCCGGCGAUAAAGAACUGCGGGGCCAAUGGUAUUUGGGAGGGUCCAGAGACCACAUGCGUAUCUCUCAACCGGCGUGGAAUCUGCCAUGCUCUUCAGCCCGCUCGUAAUGGGCUUAUAUCUCCGGCUAGCUGCACUCAAGGUCCAUCUAAAUUUGGAGAUAUUUGCCAACUUACGUGCAAUCCCGGCUUCAUUCCAACCGGAUCCAGUCUGGCCUCCUGUAUGAUGUUUAACGGAUGGUCCUUCGGAGCCGACCUCAAUUGCGUACCAAUUGAUAACACUUUGUUUGCCAAUGAAAUUCUGCCACCACAGUGGAAUUCUCCCUUCAAAGCGACACUCCCGACAACCCACAAAGUUCAGGUGGAUGAGCCCUUUGUCAAAUGCCCAGAGAAUGUGGUGAUCCUACUAAAUCACGGUGAGCAGAAGGCUCACGUGACACUCCAGAGGCCGAAAACCAAUGUUAAGGACGGUCGCUUGGUGGUCUAUCCCGAGUGGGCGGCUGACCUUCAGGGUCAUUUGCCAGCCGGGUUGCAUACGGUCAACUUUGCAGUAGUUUAUGGGCCCGACCGACGCACAGUUAAAUGCCGCACCAUUAUCACUGUGAAGCCAGCAAGUUUAAAUUCAUUCGGGGUUUCUUCGGUACCAGCUGGGUAUCGAAGAUCAUCACUUCCUAGACCGGCUCCAUUUGUCCCUCUAUCUUCAGGCAGUUCCUCUUCAUAUCCAGCAUUUCAGUCCUUCGACUCAGCUCCCCAAUCAUUCUCGUUUCCCACUUUUUCAACCCAUAGUUCCAUAAGAGAGGCCCCAUUGUCAACGAGUAGCUCCUCCCUAGCAGAACCUCUUUCUCGGGAAUCUUCUCUUGAGGCAAGGCCCUUUAGCUCCUUUGCCAGCCACAGUUCGCUUCAACAGGUUGAACUUCCCAGUUUUAGUUCCCCAGACACCGAGACGUUCUCCAGACCAGAUUCCUUUUCCCAAAGAUCAGCUCAGUUAGUUAGCUCUGCUCCCAGUGCGUUUGGUGAGAGUACACGGGUGGAUUUGGGUUCAGAUACCACAAACUAUUGUCCCCCCUCCUUUGAAGUCUAUCUGAAGGAGAACCAGAACUUGCGAUCAGUGGCCUGGGAUGAGCCGCGAUUCGAGGGCAAGCUGCUCAAGCUCUACAAGUCACAUUUCCCUGGUUCCUUGUUCAAGUUGGGAGAUCACACAAUCGAUUACGAAGCCACCACCACCGAUGGAAGGACUCUAAGAUGCACUUUCACCAUCUAUGUUAGGGCUCCGAGGCCUACUCCUGCUCCCAUCCAGCCAGAGUUCAACUUUGAUUCCGAACCCGCUAAUCUCAUCGCCGGCUACGGCAGCUUUGUCGUCUGUCCGGGUAAAGAGCCAGUUCGGGUGACGGCCGAUCAAUCCGUCGAACUGCCUGUGGGCUGCACUCUGAAGAACGUUCGCCCACAAUCGAGUCCGAGGAAACAACUGAAACUGGCCAAGCUCACCUCGCUGUGGCAUCAUUAUAACUUCUGAUGUGUGUAACUAUUACUAAUCUAAAUAUGUACAACAACUAUUUUUUACGUGGUGUGCCCUAAUUGAUGCGCAAUUUACUCAAAUAUUUUUGUACGAGUUUUGUAU